AUGGUUGACGUGGAACAAACUGAAGGUCAAGUCGAGACGAGACAAGAAGGCAAAGAGCAAGGAGCAAAGAGGAGGUUGGCGUGCAAGUCGAUCCUUCUUCCCUUGGUCCCCUCCUCUCUGUUUCUCUCUUUUCCCUCGUCCUUCUUUCUCGUCCAGCCGAGGCGGGUUCUCCUUCUCGAGCGCUUCUGUCGCAUAAGAGACACUCCUGGGAUUGGAUUGGAGGAGAGGGGUUGCGCCGGAUUUGAGAUUUGGGUUGACCACUCAGAUCGCUAUCGAACCGUUGCAGGGUCCCGCCCAACUGUGCGGUGUGAGCUGCAGGGCCAGGGUGCUUGUCUAAAGUAG
Molecule: messenger RNA, 342 nt
Organism: Colletotrichum scovillei
Lineage: Eukaryota; Fungi; Ascomycota; Sordariomycetes; Glomerellales; Glomerellaceae
Exons: 2
Coding region: 1-342 (113 amino acids)
Source: RefSeq, a predicted model, not a curated record